Agrilus planipennis (emerald ash borer) is the source of this 2387-nucleotide messenger RNA. RefSeq names its product angiotensin-converting enzyme-related protein. Gene Ontology annotation, biological process: proteolysis. Gene Ontology annotation, cellular component: plasma membrane. Gene Ontology annotation, molecular function: metallopeptidase activity; peptidyl-dipeptidase activity. The record is from RefSeq and is a predicted model, not a curated record. Lineage: Eukaryota; Metazoa; Arthropoda; Insecta; Coleoptera; Buprestidae. The coding region runs from base 757 to 2352 and encodes 531 amino acids. The transcript has 8 exons.
AUAUACGUAGCUGAAAUUUUAAUUAAUGGUUUUAUUUGGAUCAAAGUUAAACUUCGUGUUUUGUAAUGCGUGACAACUUUAAUUGUUAUUUAGUUAAUUGUGAAUAUAUGUUUUUACGGCGAUUACAAGAAUUUGUGGAAUAUUAUUGCUCGAAAGCAAAAUACAAUACAUUACAGAAAGUAAUUGCUGUAAUCGCGUUGUUAAUUAUUUUUUGUGUAAGAUAAUUGGAGAAACAUCAGACAAUAGAUCAGGUUCGAUUGAAUUACGUCAGUUCAUUCGGUUAUAAUGGAACUUGCAUAUAAGGGAUUUUAGGAGAUAGAGUCGGUAAAAUAAAAAUAUUGGAAGUAAAUCCUAAUUCUCAUUUUAUUUAACAUCCAUUUGUAUUGUUUUUUUUAGUUGCUACUAUAACUUUUUAUAACACAAAUAAUCGUUAAUGUUAAUGUAGUAAGUUUUAGAGUACAAGUUGUUUGUCAUAAAAAAUGUAUUAAUUGGAAGAAUAUCGUUAAAUUAAGUGUAUUGUUUGUGAACUUAUUGACCACUUAUUCAUCAACAAAUAACUACAAGCAGUGGUAUUGUGCAAUAGAAUAAAAUUUUAUUGCAGAUUCUGCCAAGGUAAUUUGGGAGAAGAAGAUUGCUUGUGUAUCUAACUCUGUGAAGGAUUUUCCUAAUUUUUUUAAUUUGACUAAAAAAGCAGCCGCAGCAAGCGGCGAUGAUGAUGUAUUAAAGUAUUGGGAGAAUCUCUCAGAUGUUGUAGAAAUGUACUCGAAAUUGCAGUCCCUUUGGGAAGAAGUAAAACCCCUUUACACAAAAUUACACGGAUUUGUCAAAAAAAGGCUUUUUAAUCAUUACAAAUUAGAAGACAAUAACGGUACUGAAAUUCCCGUUUAUUUACUUGGUUCUGAUUUUGGUGAAGAUUGGUCUGAUAUUGCAGAAUUCAUUGUUCCUCAUGCUCAAUUAUAUCAUGACGUAGUAACAGAAAUUCAGCAUAAGACCAUAAAAAGGAUAUAUAAAUUAGCAGAAAAUAUGACAAAGUCAGUGGGACUUUCUGGACUUGGAAAAGGAUUCUGGAGAAACAGUACAUUCAAUUCAACAAAUUGUAACACUGUGCUUUUCGUAUAUUGCAGCGAACAAUUUACAGAAAUUUCAACAUGCAGCAACAUAUCGUGGAAAUCAUACUUAAAAGCUCACGAAGUUGCAAUGGAAAUCGCCUUGAACAACAUGGAUUACGAUUCACUACCUCGAAGAAAUUUAAGGUACUCAGCUGCAGACGAGGCUCUAAUAGGUUUAUCGUCCAUUUUGGCAGUAAAUAACUUGCCAUUGUAUGGCAUUUUGGAACCUGAUGCAUUAAAAGUUAAAGACGAAAAUUACAAUCAGAGAAUGACCGCAUUGUUACUGACGGCCCUACAGGUACUUCCAAGGUUAGCAUAUUACGUCGCCGCGGAAAAGUGGAGAACAGAACUAAUUCAAAAUCAAAAUGGAUUAGUCAAUUUGGGCGAAGAAUGGUGGAAGAAAAGGAAAGAAAUACAGGGUGUUGUGGGAGUUACUAAUGCAGAAAAUGACUACUUACGAGACCUGUAUAUUACAAAAAACCAGCCAUACUUAAGCAAAAUUUUGGGCAUAUUUCUCCAAUUCCAGCUAUACGAUUAUUACUACAAGAGUCAGAUUGAUCCAGAGCAAAAUUUGGCCACGUCUAUAGGAGAAGACAUGAAUUUUAGAUUGUUUGUCAAGGAGAGACCAACAAGAGACUGGCUUUCGCUUGUAACAUAUUACUUCGAAAUAUCAGAAAUAUCUUCGGCUUCUCUUUUGGAAUAUUUCCAACCCUUAGAGCAAUACUUGGACAAUGCACCGGAAAAGCAGGAACCGUUUACGAGAAAACCACCCAAAAAAGUCGAACUCACUGACGAAGAUUAUUCGGAAACAACCACGAGAAAAUCGAAGAAAAACAAAAAGAAGGAGCAGUUGAAAACUAGUUCACCUCUUCCAGCUUUCGAAGAUGAUCUUACCAAUUAUGGAAUCGCCACAGACGAGGAUAAAGAAAAGGAAGAAAGAAAGUCUGUCAGUAAGCAGAAGAAAGCCAGCAAAGAGGGUUCUGAGAGGGUGUCAAUAACAGACGAAGGGGAUGUUCAAAACGACCAGGGAAAGAAAGAUGGGUCAGACGGUGAAUCUUCUGACCCGGAGAGUAAACAAAUCCAAAGCCAAGGAACCAAAUACACUACCGACAUGUCACAAACGAUUGGAACUUACAUUGGAAUAGUUGUAAUAGUUUGUUCUGUUGUGACAAUUUCUGCAGUCCUUAUCAGACAAAAAAUAAGACGAAAGAGACAUACUAACAAUCGGAGAUUCGAAACGUAACGUUUUAACUGGUACCAAUAAAAUCGAUCGUAAUA